GAUUACGGAUAUACGGAGAGAUUUUGAACCCGACCGCUCCAGUUAGGCCAGUCAGUCGGUUUCGUAAGCCCGCAUACGUGGCAACGGGUCAAACGUUAAGUAGGGUUCAUCCCUUAGGAAUAAGCAGAAGCGCGUAUAAAAUAAAUUCCUUAAGCGAGGUCAUUCUCAUGGAAGAGAAAUAUAGAACGGUGACAAACUGUGCUGAAUUAUCACCGCGUCGUUUUGUGCUCUGAUCAGUAGGAGUACCGAAGGCACUCUCGGAUCACAUGUUUUUGUGAAAAAACUUUUACAGAUAGCACUAUUAAUACGCAACGUUUCCACCGUUCGAAACUUUAUAUAUUUUUUAAUACUUCAAGGUCAGAGACGGCUGACGCGUCCCAGGCAGUGAGAAUGGCAAGUUCACCCGUAGAGCUGAACGAGUCGGGGGGGCUCAACAAACCGGAGGAACCUCUCUUUAGCAGCCUUGACAUCGUACUUUUGAGUGCCCUCUUAUUCGCCGCGAUAUGGUGGCUCAUGCGCCGCAACAAAAAUGACGAUUUCACACCAUCCACCAAAUCUUACUCGAUACAACCAACGUCGUACACCGCGGUGACGCCUUCGGAAAAUUCUUUCGUUAAAAAGUUGAAGACUUCAGGACGAAGUUUGGUCGUAUUUUACGGAAGUCAGACGGGAACCGGAGAGGAAUUCGCGGGACGUUUGGCCAAAGAGGGGAUGAGGUAUCAGAUGAAAGGUAUGGUCGCAGAUCCCGAAGAGUCCGAUAUGGAAGAACUCGUCAACUUGAAGGAAAUAUCGAAGAGCAUGGCGGUAUUUUGCUUGGCGACUUACGGCGAGGGUGAUCCGACUGAUAAUGCUAUGGAAUUCGUCGAGUGGCUUAAGAACGGAGAGGCCAAUCUUACAGGAUUAAAUUAUGCGGUAUUUGGCCUCGGUAACAAAACCUACGAGCAUUACAACGAAGUCGCCAUCUACGUGGAUCACAGACUCGAACAACUCGGAGCAACUCGAGUUUACGAACUCGGUCUUGGCGAUGACGAUGCCAAUAUCGAGGAUGAUUUUAUAACGUGGAAAGACAAAUUUUGGCCGGCGGUGUGCGAAUUUUUCGGAAUCGAGGGAGCCGGCGAGGAUGUAAGCAUACGGCAGUAUAAGCUGACCGAACAUUUGGAUCUUCCGGCGGAGCGAAUCUAUACCGGUGAAAUAGCUCGUCUGCAUUCACUGAAGAGCCAACGACCGCCUUAUGACGCGAAGAAUCCGUACCUCGCGCCUGUCAUAGUAAACAGGGAGCUCCACGGACCAACUUCCGAAAGAUCGUGCAUGCAUAUAGAGUUCGACAUCGAUGGAUCGAAGAUGCGUUACGAGGCGGGUGACCAUCUUGCCAUUUAUCCAGUAAAUAGUGAAGAAUUGGUGGUGAAAUUGGGCGAAAUUUGCGGCGUCAAUUUGGACACGGUCGUUACUCUCACGAAUACGGAUGAGGAGUCAACCAAAAAGCAUCCUUUCCCGUGUCCCUGCUCGUACAGAACGGCGCUUACUCAUUAUCUCGAUAUAACGAGUAAUCCGAGGACGCAUAUUCUGAAAGAAUUGAUCGAAUACGCGAGCGAUCCUGCGGACAAAGACAAGUUGAAACUCAUGGCCUCGACGAGCACCGAGGGCAAGGCGCUCUAUCAACAAUGGAUAGUUCAAGAGAAUAGAAAUAUUGUACACAUCCUGGAAGAUAUACCAAGUUUGAAACCCGCUCUCGAUCAUCUUUGCGAGCUUUUGCCGAGAUUGCAGUGUCGUUACUACUCAAUAUCUUCCUCUUCGAAGCUCUAUCCGACCUCUGUUCACAUUACCGCGGUGGUCGUCGAGUACAAGACACCGACGGGUCGAACGAACCGAGGCGUCACGACGAGUUGGCUCAAACAGAAACAUCCGACUGUUCCACCGAGCGUAGUGCCCAUUUUCGUCCGAAAGUCCCAAUUUCGUUUGCCCACGCGUCCCUCGACGCCCGUGAUAAUGGUCGGACCGGGUACGGGCCUCGCUCCCUUCCGUGGCUUCAUACAAGAUCGUGACCUCGCCCGAAAAGAUGGCAAAGAGGUCGGUGACACGAUCCUCUACUUCGGAUGUCGAAAGCGCGACGAAGAUUAUCUCUAUAAGGAGGAGCUCGAAGAGUUCGAGAAAAAUGGCACACUCAAAUUGCAUGUCGCCUUCAGCAGAGAACAAGCGAACAAAGUAUACGUAACCCAUUUGCUCGAACAAAACAAGGAUGAAAUUUGGGAUGUCAUCGGACCCAAAAACGGCCACGUUUACAUUUGCGGAGAUGCUCGUAACAUGGCUCGAGACGUUCACAACAUACUGUUGAAGGUUGUGAUGGAAAAGGGAAAAAUGAGCGAACUAGAGGCUGUUGCUUAUGUCAAAAAAAUGGAUACGCAAAAGCGUUAUUCGACCGACGUGUGGAGCUGAAGAUUCCUUUACCUUAUCCUCUCAUGCACUUCUAUUGCAAAUAUUGUCAAUCGCGGUUGCAAGAUACCCUUCGAGUAUUUUGUACGAUGUCUUGUUUUUAUUAUCCUCAACGAUAUUCGUCGGAGGAUUCUCGACGAGGGCAAGAUCGUGUUCCAUCGAGAACGUGAGAUCGAUCUUUAUAGACAAAUUUAUCUUCAAUUCAGCUUUUUUUUCUUCGUAUUGAAAGCGAAGAUUUCGGCGACGGUAAUACGUUCGAAAGUGACUUUUGUAUAGCACAAUCGAUUCGCGUGUAUAUACAUUCAUUUUUUUGUGCAGCAGAACGAACGAAUGCAAAAUCAUUGUCGCCAAUCGUUUAUCGUACUCGCUGGAAGAUGCGUCGAAUUCAUCGUUUACGAAGUAAGGUGUUGGAUUGCACCAAUUAUAUUAUUUGGCUAGUGGAUAUACGGAAAUCUUUAUUCGGCACGUUUUUGUGUGCCAUAUAUGUACUGGGAAAUGUCUCAGGAGCUUCCUCCGUGUGUACGUAUCCACUUAUGACACACGCACACGCACACAUUUACAUCAUGCUUGCAUGCGAGAACAAUUGUUGAAAAUAUAUACAUAUUUUUUAUAAGGGCAACCUCAUAUAUAUGAAAAAAAAUUCAUAGAAGAAGAUAACCAUGAUAAUAAAUAAUAGAAUGUAAAAAUUUAAUUGUAAUGAUACACUGGUAGUUUGUAACUGAUGUGUAAAUAAUAAUUGAAUCAAAACUA
This is a messenger RNA of Venturia canescens, 3180 nucleotides long. RefSeq names its product Cytochrome P450 reductase (gene Cpr). Lineage: Eukaryota; Metazoa; Arthropoda; Insecta; Hymenoptera; Ichneumonidae. Gene Ontology annotation, biological process: response to hormone. Bases 391 to 2433 code for a protein of 680 amino acids. The transcript has 10 exons. Gene Ontology annotation, cellular component: cytosol. The record is from RefSeq and is a predicted model, not a curated record. Gene Ontology annotation, molecular function: FMN binding; flavin adenine dinucleotide binding; NADPH-hemoprotein reductase activity.